Messenger RNA from Harpegnathos saltator (Jerdon's jumping ant), 1297 nucleotides. RefSeq lists its product as uncharacterized. NCBI's taxonomy places the organism in Eukaryota, Metazoa, Arthropoda, Insecta, Hymenoptera, Formicidae. The record is from RefSeq and is a predicted model, not a curated record. The transcript has 8 exons. Bases 306 to 1220 code for a protein of 304 amino acids.
UAUCCUCUGGACGUGGCCGCGGGUGCGAGAUGAUACCGUGAGAUAGAGAUAGAGAGACAAAAGAGAAAAGAAGAUCGGUGUUGGUCGUCGUAGAUACAGUAGAUACUCGACGCGGACAUCAUUCGAUCAUUUGUCAUUUAUUAUACGUCAUUCACGUAGCAGAAGACCGUCCUUUCUCUGGUAGCGACGCACGACGCAAUCCCUUGGCGUUUCCGCUACUACACACGCUAAUUACGCGAGAGACGCGAGAUAUACGUUUACAUCUGUUUGCUUCGCCGCUCGUUCGGUAUCAGCUUCGGUGUCAAAUGCGUCUUAUACAAAGUAUAAGGGGAUGGCGAGCCGUCUUCAUCGGCUUCGUUGUAAUUUGCGUGGCUAAUUUACGAUUAGUUUUCUGUGACAAGGAAUCGGGCAACGAGGGAAAAGUGUACUCGGAAGAACCGCGACAACACACGUGCUGUGCCCGACACGAGAAGAUGAUCGAUGUUGGAUACGGAAUAUCCGGAGAAGUUAUUCAAAUCGACGCCGGACAUUGUCGGAAAUUGUGCCCGCGACAUGUGUCCGAUGAUCCCGGAGACGCAAGUCGGCCAGCGGUGCAGAAAUGUUCAACGGAGUCCCAUUGUCGAGCGAGGGCCGCGAAAUUGGAGAGAGUAUCGACGUUGCAGGGUGUCCGUGUCAUCGAGACUAUCGAGACGUGCGAAUGUUCGCCAGAGGCGUCUUGCAAAAGAGAAUCCUACGUUCAUCUUGUACAUUCCGGCACGCCGCAUCAGGCUGUCAUGGAUGUCGGGGUUUGCAUCGGACAUUGCGGUAAAGAUCUAGGUUGCAAGCCAGUUCGGAAUAGCACAAUUAGCAUCAAAGGACCAAAUGGGGACGAAGUCUAUCAAGUGAUUGAGAAAUGCGGCUGCGCCGGUAACUGCCACAGGAUGGAUCACAUGGAGACCGUGUUGGAUUACAGCGAAGUGGCGAUUAAAGAGGGCAUAAACACAACCGACGUCAGACCCGUGGUCCGACAAAUAAACGUCGGCCAAUGCGUCGGUACGUGUCCGGGAAAUGAGACGGAAACGUGUCUCUUGCGCGACAAAAAAGAGCCAACCAGAUGUCUAGCAGGUCUAUAUUCGAAGCAGCACUCUUGCACGCCAGCCAGAUUUAAGGUGCACGAGUAUAGAACCCGAAGAGGUGCGAAGAGAGAAAUUAUUCAAAUUACUCAGUGCGCCUGCGUCUAGACUGAAAUUGCCGCUUCAUUGCUGAGAGUCACGUCGUUUCCUCGGAUCGAAGGCAAAGGGUGGAAUACGACAGUGUG